Messenger RNA from Linepithema humile (Argentine ant), 9121 nucleotides. Its product is annotated as trichohyalin. Gene Ontology annotation, biological process: stabilization of membrane potential; potassium ion transmembrane transport. Lineage: Eukaryota; Metazoa; Arthropoda; Insecta; Hymenoptera; Formicidae. The record is from RefSeq and is a predicted model, not a curated record. Gene Ontology annotation, cellular component: plasma membrane. Gene Ontology annotation, molecular function: outward rectifier potassium channel activity; potassium ion leak channel activity.
CUGUGGUUGGUAGCGCCGGUUUCAAAGCCACCCGAGUUCCGGCAUCGAAUAUGCUCCUCAGUUGGCGUCGCGACGCCGCCGUCGGAGGUACGCGGAAGGCGUUUACGGUAGCACCUGACGGCAGCAUCCACUCUUAUCGGAAAGAAAGUCGCUUGUCUGAAAGAAAAUUACUCGGAAUAUAAAUUGUCAGCUGUGUAAUUUCUGUUCAAAAUUUGGAUGUAUUAAAAAAAAUAAAAAUUGCAAAAAUAUAAGACUAUCGUAAAAUGUGUCGCAAUAGUGCAUUUAAGGCCAACGGCUCUAUAAAGAUCGAGAUAUAAAAAAAGUGUAUCAAGGGAGCAAGGAGCGAUCGCGGAAAAUUUGAAAUUCUCCUUUCGCGGAGAGAUUCCGGAUAUCGUCAAUACCUCGGCAUCAAGAUGACAAUUUUUUCACACGUUAUUGAACCGUCAACGCAUUCCUUCUGGAUCACAGAAUUCGAAAUGAUAGGGUAAUACGAGAUAUUCGAUCCGUUUUUUACGGGGGAUGAAGUCUUCUUCCUUCAAAUGUUGUGGAAAAAGAUAACACGAAGCACGACGUCAAAUGACGAACACGGACCGCCGGAGGAAAUCGAAAAGGACAUGCGUUGAGGAAGAAGGAAGGGACGACCUUCCUUCGCUGACGGAAAUAUCGCGACGGGCUUUCCCCAGUAAUUUUCUCCCGUUCCGCGUUACUGACUCGAUUAUUCGAGACGGAAAGUGAAUACUCUAGGUGAUGUCUUACUGAAGAUGAUAAUUAAAGAUAAAAGUGAAAAAAAUAAAUAUAAUAAAAGGGAAAAUAAAAUUAUUUGAAAUAUAUACGUAAAAAAAUAAAAUAAAAAAGUAUAAAACUGUUGUGAAGGCAAAUUUAUGGCGUGUGUAAACUUAUAAAAAUCGUGCAACGUACACAAAAGUUUUCGCAAAGAAAGUGCAUUUGUCCGUUUUACAAAAAAAGUGACAUGAUUAAUGUGGAUCUGAGAACUAAUGUAAUUUUCUGUAGCAGAUGGUAUACAACAGAAAAUACUGUAGCAAUACGGAAAGAUUAGUUUCAGCGAAAAAAAAAGAGAGAAUAAAAAGAGCAGCAUCGACUUGCAUCGUUAAGAAAACUGGCGAUUUUAUUUGCUCGUCGCUCGUACCAGAUGAUAAAUCAUCGACGACAAUUCCCGCAGGGAUGAAAGAUCACGUUCGCGGAUGUAAUAUUUUUUAUAACGCUUCUAUCGAUAAGUCGAAUCUGAGAUGUACGUUUGAUUCACGUUUCUAUCACACGUUUCUAUGUGGAUUAAAAUUGCUAAUUGCGGCAAUGAACAUAACUGCCUUUGCACAGUCACGCAUUAUUGUUUGUGAACAGUUAUCUCGCUUAUACAAAUAAUUUUUUAUAAGAUAUAUUUUUCUUCUAUCACAUGCGAAUGACGAAAAAAUAGAAAAAAUAGUUACACAGCACACAUGUGAUUAUAAAUUCGAAUUGAAAACUGAUUUAAUUAAUUUCGGAAAAAUACUUCUUUCUCUCAAGUUUCUCUCAAGUCGAAUUCCUAGAUCAUUUUGCAACGAAGAUGCAAAUUUUCCAAAGCAAUAGACAUGUUUUACACAUUUAAAUAAAGGACAGAAUAAUAUUAGUAUUUAGAAAAUGCCAAAUAAUAUUUUCUGUGCUAGAAUGUUUUUCCAUGAUAUUUCACCGCCCACAUUCUACAUGUGGCGUCACUUGACCGCACGUCGCAUAUUUUACUGCUUAAUGUAAUUCGGUUUUACAUUCACAGUUUUAUAAAUGAUAAAGCAGAAUGUCGCUUUAAUCACGUAUAGUUUUCGCUUUAUGCAUUUUUGUAUUAUGAGCUUUACUGAAGUAAAAUCGCGUAAUACUGUAGGUAAUUGCAACGAAGUGCGAUUGCUUGCGUGAUAUGUUUUCGCGUCUCCGUUACCACUCAUUCUGUCUAGUACUUCAUACUUAGUCGUACUAUCUAUUGCUAGAAUGCAUCCGAGGGGGCCGUCGACCUAUGGCUAUGUUCGUCGACCGAAUAAUUUUAGAUAGAAACAGGAUUCGCGUAAUAAGGAAUGCAAGUUCGAGAUUACAAGAAACACACCUGGCACGGUCGAGAUCAAUGAACACCUGCAAUUGGCACGGUCGUACGCGUUGAUUAAGCUGAAAUUAAUAUUCUUUGAAUACCGGAAUGCUAACAAGCUCAAUUAUCUAAAAUAAUAGCCUUUGAACAUGUUAAAUAAAUGUUUUUAAAGUAUUUAAUUAAUAUUUUUUGGAUAAAUGUUCUUUGAAACAAGAGAGUUAAUAUUCUCUGGAUAUUAAAAUGCAUUAAAUAUUAAAAUAUUCGAUUAUUCAAAAGACAUUUUCUACUUUAUGAAAUAUCUCUGUAAUUUUUUUGUUAAUAUCUGGACUGAAAAUAAGAUCGUUUUAAUAAAGAUUCAUUAUGACGAUUGAUUUAUUACUUCCAGCCAAUAUUGCUUUCUGAGAGGACGACUUUCUUUUCAUCGCAAUUCUGCUUCUUACUGCAAUAUUUUAACCGAAUUUCAGUUUCUGUUGCCGCGUUAACAACCGUUAACGAUGUAUUAAUGGCUCUUCGCGAUCGUUCAGGCCGUUUUGGAAACCGCGAAUGACCCCUUUCGUAAACUCUGUGGAGAGACGUGCCGAUAGUCACGCGGCACCGUUUUUCGAGACAAAUCCCUCGCACGGAAUCCUGGCUCUUAAGAGCUUGCCAACAUUCUUCCGUCUGUCAGUCUAUUUAUACAAGCGCUUGGAUAAAAUUCAUAGAUCCGCGGAAUAACUGACGGGACAAAAAGAGCACAAAGAGUGACACUUAGUCGUUUAUAUGCCCGACAAAUUUAUGCAAUGUAUGUGAACAGUGAAUGUACGGAUACUGAGUGAUUUGGAGGGAAUAAGUGGGGAUUUUCACGCAAAUCGCGUAGAUCACGUACAAGCACGCGCGUCACAACCACGUCGAAUUUUCUAGUCAACAGCUGAAAUCGUGACCACGUAUUUCUUGUAGACGACGAGGAUUGCAUCGAGGUGUUCCACGGGCGAACUGAGAAACAGUUGGAGGAGCAAUGCGUCUCUCGGGUGUUCAUCCGUCAUCGGGCAACUAUUCUCCCUCGUGAUUCAGCGAGAAUCUCCGACGAUUAAAGAACCAAUUGUGGAAAAUCGUUGCAUCGCGUAAGGUACCAAGGCACACGCACGCUCGUUUAAGUGUCAAGUGUUUCGUGUCGCACCCUCACAGAAACGGAAAGCUGCACAAUACGCCGCGAAAAUGUCGAGCUCACCGCGAGUACGGAACCUACCGCCCCGACCUAAGAUCACGAUUCCGAUUCCCGGACAGUACUACCCGCAGCCUGUGACCGGCAUGGGCUACGUGUCGACGCCGUACGGGCAAACGCCGAUACCGAUGACGCCGGUUUCCGGCCAUCCGCAGAUGAUCUACGCCAACCGCGCCAGCAAAUUUGUAUUCAAGGGGAUCAAGGAUCUGACUAAGUCCGGGCUCAGUGUGGGGGAGAAGAGCGCCUUCUGGCUCUACGAGAAGGUUAGUUCCUGGAGCAGAAGAUGGUUCACGCACAUUUUUUUAUUCGUUAUCGUACUUCUGUACAGCAUCGCUGGAGCGAUGAUUUUCAUUACAGUCGAGGGCACGCACGAGGAACUUCUUCAUUUCAACAUUCGGAAAGAGAGGAACAAAACGCUCGAUGUCAUUCGCGAACUUUGCAAUGACUCGGUGCUUGCGUCAAACACAGAAUUUUGGAAAGGACGAGCCGCGGACGAGCUGAUGAAGUACGAGGAACAUCUGUACGAGUUUUUCAAGCGAGGAGUGACAGAUCGCGGCGAGAAAGUGUGGACGUUUUGGAAUGCCGUCUUCUACUGCGGCACUAUUUACACGACUAUUGUAUUAAACUUCCAAAAGCACAUUUUCGAUGUAAUUCACGUCUCGGCUCUGAUCCUCAAUACAAAUACUUCUGAUCCUGACGGGGUCACAGGGUCAAACGGUCACCGAGCCUCCUCGAAACCGCAGCGUAAAACGCAGGGUAGCGUAACGGGCUGCGGUGGAUGCAGGCGGCGGCGUCGCGACGCCAGAGCGACCGGGCACCGUUGCGCGCGGCGCUUACCGCUCGAUAUCCGCUGCGGCAAAGCCGGUGGUCAUCCGUUUCCGUCGCGGCUGGUAGCGGCAAACAUCACCGACAGUGGUGGGAGCAGCCUCCGUUUUAUUUCUGUCCCGGCCUCGCUGCGGGCCGGUCUCGCGAGUGUACGCUUCCUUUCGCUCGCGAGUCGUUCCCGCGUACGAACUACGACGUCGACAGCGACGACGGAGAGCCGCGCGAUGGAAGACAGUUAUACGGUACACAGGCGUCGCAAGGCGGCCGCCAGGAAGCGCGAGAAGACGCCCGAUCCGUCGUCGAGGGGUGCCGCGACGCGUAGGGACACUACGGACGACGAAGAUGAAGAAAGGCGCGCCAGGAUGGAGAGAAUGGCCGAGGAGGCGGAGAAGAUAGAGCAGCAGCAGAAGGAAGGUAAACUGAUGAAGCAGGAGCUCUCACCCGCGAAGGAACCAGAGAAACGAGACAGAAAGAAGGACGAAGUGGAGAAGCCUGUUAGAAGAAGAGACAGAACUGACGCGAGAAAAUCUGCGAACGUGGAUGACAUGAUCGCUAUACGCGCCGAAGUAGCCGCCAAGUCGACGGCGGCUGGGAAUAGUCUGAAGACACGUGAGACCGAUGUCGUGGCUGACGACAACAGUAGCAUGCGACCGGUAAAGCAGGCCACCGAAAUGACGACCAAGUCCGAUGACGGCAUCACGAAAAAAGAGACCGUUAAAACCGAAAUCGUUCAAGUUGCCAAAGAAAAGAUCGUCCAGGAUACGUCGGAGACGCCGCGGGAGACGAACGGCGAGACUGCGCGAUCCGUUGAGGUCCGCAAAGUCGAGAGACGAUUGAAAAGAAAGUCGAAGGAACGCGCGGAGAGAUACAGUCGGUCGACGGACUCGAGCGACGCGGACGAGAAGAGCGAGUCCACUCGAAUGAGAACAAAAUCUCCGGAAGCUGCGAGGCCUCGAGUGAAGAAGACGAGCGCCAGGAGCCGCGCCAAUGAUCCGGAAGCGCAGAAGAGGGACGCCGAACGGAUGAACCGAGAGAAACGGUCGUCGAGUCGGCAGAAGCUGGAAGAUGACUCGCAGACGCAAGACAAUGGCGACAAACCACGCGCAAAACCGUACAGUCAGACGGACGACACGGCUGAGGAUCCGAAGACAAUGAAGAAGAGCGAGACUUUCCCGCGGCCCACGGAGGAGCGAGUGAUCAAGCGAUCCUCGAGCGAGCUGAAGAAACAGAUCAUCCCGCUGAGCAACGAGAGUCUGAUUGAGGAUUUCGCGAAGGCGCAGCGAGAAUAUCUAUUGAGGGAGCGUAGCAUCCUGGACCCGGAGCCUGCAGAUGUGUUCCAGGAAACAGUCGAAGCCAGUUCCUUGAGGAGACGGAAAUUCAGUCUGCCGUACGGCGAGAGCGAAACCGAAGAGAUCAUUCGGGGUGAAAAGCAGUCCGCCGACGUAGUCGAUGAGAAGAAGAAAUCGUGGUUCUCCUGGUUGCCUUUCUGGCGCAGGAAUAAAGAGGACAAGGAGAUUGCAGAAGAAAAGAUUGACGAGGAAGAAGAGCAACCGAAACCGGCACCAAAAGUCGAAAUUGUCAAAGCGGAGAAGAAAGAAGCUCCGGGGAAGAUCACUUUGAUGGACUUCUUCAGAGCGCUCAGGGACAUCGUCGGCGAAUUCAAGGCUUUCGUGGCUCAGCAUCCGCACGAGACGACCAUCAUCCGGCGGCUGCGUAAUCGCUGUUUAGCCGGAUUGCUGCUCGUGAUGAUCUACUGCGGUCUCGGCGCCUUUGUCUUCCGGUUCGUCGAGGGCGCCUUUGAGACGUUCUACAAGUGCGGCGUGAAACGCGUCAAGCGAGACUUCCUGGACAGCUUGUGGAACUAUAGUCACAAUAUGAGAGAGGACGAUUGGAAGAGUAUGGCGCGCAGGAAGCUGAUGGAAUUCGAAGAGCAGCUUCACACCGCUCACGAGGCCGGUAUGCACUCUUACAGCGGCCAGAAGAGUUGGAGUUUCUUGAACGCGGUUGCUUAUUGUCUCACCGUCAUCACCACCAUCGGAUACGGACACAUUUCGCCAAGUACGAAUGCAGGAAGAGCCAUGACAAUUGUCUACGCUAUCUUCGGUAUUCCCAUGUUUCUUAUCAUUCUGGCUGAUUUCGGUAAAUUAUUUACGCGUGGUAUGAAGUUCCUGUGGGCAUUCGUGAGGAGGCUAUACUACACUGGCAGCUGUCGUAAAGUUCGUCGCACUGGGCCCGUUCAGGAAGUCAUGAAGGGCGUACAACUGGUCUACGAUUUCGCGAAAUUCCGGAGGCCAUCGCAAAUGAAUCCCGAGGAGAUCGAGGAGAUGCAGAGGCAGCAGGUGCAACAACCGCAAACGGUCCUAAAUCUAGACGCGAACGCGUCGGACACGCCGGGCACACCGACACUCUCGGCGUUCGCCAUCGACGACGAGUUCAAUCUGCCGAUCUCGGUGGCGAUUGUUAUUCUUCUGGCUUACAUCUUUAUAGGGGCCACAUUGUACUACAUGUGGGAGGAUUGGGGUUUCUUCGAGAGCUUCUACUUCGUCUUCAUCUCCAUGAGCACUAUCGGCUUUGGCGAUUACGUGCCAAAGCACCCCAUAUACAUGAUGUGUUCGAUAGUAUACUUGGUGUUCGGCCUGGCACUCACAUCGAUGUGCAUCAACGUUGUACAGGUGAUGCUGUCCGACUCGUUCAAGCAGGCGAGCCAGAAGAUCGGAGCCACGAUCGGUUUCGAAGUUGCCGAGGACGACAACUCGGUGAAACCGGCGGUGCCGCCGCCGGUUGAGAUCGCGGAUGUCCACAUGAGCGUGAAAGAGUCCGAGAGUGACGAGAAAAUCGCGCCGAAAGCUAAGCAAGAGGAUGUCGACCUAUAGAUGCAUUUCUUUCGAAGAAACUACAUCCCGAUCGAGCGCUCGCUCGUUUCGCGAAUCACACGUGCGUUUAUUCGGUCUUAAAAAAAAAAAAAAAAAUUAAAUCGUACGCUGGCUUACGCAACAUACGAGAAUAAACACUAAUCAUCUUGCAACACGCACGCAAUCAAGCUUCGCGGCUCGACGAACAAUCGUCGUCACGGGAUCGUCUUUACGCGUCUCCGCGCCUGAAAUCUAUUCGAUAGACGAGUGAUUUUAGAAUGUUCGACGUUUUUCAAGAUUAAGUUUGUGGAUGGAUUUCAGUGAAGUCUUAUUAAUAACUUCAGUUGCUUCUAAUUAGCUAACUUGCUAUGCCAAUUCGCUAAUCCAAUUUUAAUUCCGAUUCUCUUCCAUCGACAUAAAGACGAUCUCGAUCAUUUCGACAGUGAAAUUUUUGAAGCACCGUACGCUACUACACGUCCGUCUAUCGCUGAAAUCGCAUCGAACAAACGCGACUCUUUCAAAUGUAUAUAUUUCUGAGACGCGCAAAAAUGCGGAUAGUGAUUUUGUGAAACUGGAGAUCCGAUCGCGUGCGUCCGUCAUCACGGUCGGUGAUAAUACACGAUCAUUUGCCUGAAGAGUUCUAGACAAUGAGUCGAUCGAAUUUCGCGUGUAAAACGAUUGUGCACAAUUCAACGAAAGUAUCGAAACAAAUUUGUUCGAAACUAUACGCACAAAUGUAUUCAGAACGCGUUUCGUCAGGCGCUAAACAAGUGAUUUUGAAAGAAGUUUUCACGGAAAGUCGCGCCAAUAGUAUUGUGGAAUAUCAAUGGCUCUAUUUUAUUUCGCAAUUUGUGAAUUUAAAAAUAAGAAAAUUGAUCUUUUAGAAUAUAACUUAUAACUUUGAUUUUACAGAAUUUUAAAUUACGAAUACUUAUGUAAUAAUUAUUUAAAUGUGAAUAUGUAAGAUAAGAGAAAGAGAGGAAAUUUAAUAUUUCUAUAUAUGUAAUAUUAUGUAUUAUUAGAUAUCCCACGAUGUUAUUGGCGAGUUGUAGUGAUUUUCGAAUCUACGGUAUUAAAUUUCCGUUUUCGCGAUAUCUCCAGUGAUAGUCUAUACCUAUUGAUACGAUGGAAUGCGAAAUACUAUUUUUAUCACAUGAGUACAUCGAACGAAGAAAAUAUUGCUACUCCGCAAACGCUCUCUUGCCAAAUGCUCGCGGGCCAGAUAUACAUCUCGCGACUUAUUUUUCGUAGUGUAGUGUCUAUUGACAAUAAACAUAAGGAAAUUCGUAUUUUGUAUAUUUUGUAGUUUAUCGUGAUGUGAUUUUCCGCACUAAGUUGACUUUUAUAUAUAUAUCUCGCGAUGUGAAUUUAAAAAAAUAAUCAAUUUCCUCGGUAAGCGAAUUUUAAUCCUUUCUUUGCAACAAAUUAUUCUAUAAUUUCUGUAAUGAUUCUCUCGUUGGAGAACAGGAUUGAAAGAAAGCUAUAGUAAUAUAUCUUUCUUGUGUAAAAAUGUUUAAUUUACGUAAUAAUUGCUAAUCCCCCCAAUACAGUCUUUCAUUAUCUAUAUACAUAUAUAUUAAAAAUUUCAUAUUUUAAAAAAUUGACAGAAAUUGAUUCUAUAAAAGCGGAAUACUAAUUUUAAAAUUAAAGAUUAGUUUUAAAAUCUUGAGACAAUAAAAGAUCUUUAAGCUAAUCACAAAUUAUAAAAAUUAGAAAUUAUUAAUUUUAUAGAAUAAUUUCUUAUCAUUUUAAAAAUCUUUUUUCUUAAAUGUUUUAGAUGUGUCAUUAUAUGAUGUAAUAAUGGGGGGGGGGGGGAUUGAUCUCUGACGGGAGAAUUCCAAUUUCUGCGAUGAAAAAAAAAAACACUCGUGCCUUUUUAAAGAUGAAACAAAUUAGUUAUUAAAAUUUUAUGGUGGAUGUGUGGCAAAGAUUCCUGCGUGUGAUAAAGUUUCACCUUUAAUCGUCGCUACUUGGCAGGAAUAUUAUUUUUGUUCUAUGUUAAAACAAAAGUGGACGGCUUGAUGAAUAUAUGACGUCUUCGCAAUUUUACUACUCGUUGAAAAUUCGCAUUAAAUUAUGAGAGCUAAGUGUAUAAAUUUAUUGAUAAUAAGAUAUUUAAUUAUAUUAUUGUAAUUAUCGAAUUAUCGAAUUUACGUACAAAUAAACGUUUAAGUAAGG